GAGCUUCAACUGUAUGCUAAAUGUGUACAGAAUGUAUACAGUAAGCAAGCAACAGCAAAAACAGUGCAAUAGCUUUUCCCCUGAAAGCCUCAGACCUAGCCAAAAACUACAAGGAACACAUCAUUCAGUUGCUUAGUAACAAGGAAAAACAAGAGAAGGCUAGCAGUACUCACAGUUUAUGCAGGCCAGGCUGACAGAAAAAUGUAAAAACACAGGUCCUUAGCCGUAUUCACAUAAAAACGACAGAGCAGUGCCCUUCCUGGUUUUUAUUUACAUGGCUCUUGGUGGCUCUUAUGUAUAAUUCACAGCCAGGGAGAUGGAAGGAUCCUCGACAAACCUUGGGAGAGCAUUCCUGUGUCUUAAGUCUGGAGAUUGCACCCUCUCCGGCUCUGCACUGAUCUGGGUGGUGGACGAACUUCAAUACUGCAUGAUGGCCAAGGGCAAGAAGCGGUCAAGCGAGCCCAAAGGCCGGAAGAUCACUCUAAAGAUGGCUAAGCUAGCCCUGAAGCUGACCGUGGAUGGCAAGCGUCGGCUGGACCUCAGCAACAUGGAGAUCACCACCUUUCCCAAGUGCAUCCUGAAGCUUUGCGAUGUGGACGAGCUGGACCUGAGCCGCAACCUGCUCAAGAAGAUCCCAGACUCUAUCGCCAAGUUUGUCAACCUCUGCUUUUUGGACCUCCACAGCAACCAGUUGGACCAGGUUCCGGAAGCUAUCGGGCGCCUCCAUAACCUAUACAGCCUCAACCUGUGUAACAACUGUCUGAGCACUGUAGGACUCCCCAACGAGAUCGGUCUCCUGCGAAAGCUGAGGAGCCUCAACCUGGGCAUGAAUGUCCUGGAGAGCAUCCCAUCCUCUAUCGCAGCCCUCAAGGAGCUGCGUCACCUUGGUCUGUUCAACAACCACCUGACCCGGGUACCUGAGUGCCUCGACAACCUGCCCUACCUAGAGACCGUCAACCUGAAGUGCAAUCCCAUCCCCUUGGAGGAUGACAAAGGCAUAGACCCCAUCCAGAGAGUGGAGUGCAUGUACCUGGUGAGGGAGAGCUGCCUGUGUGCCUGCUGCCUCCAGAAGGUCAAAGACAACAGGCAGAGGGUGAACAGCAGGCUGAGCAGAGGCCCCACCCACAGGAAGUCCAUCUUCGCCAGCCUGAACACACCCAACUUGGUGGUGCAGGAAGACCAAGCCAUCUGGAGGUGAUGGAGGAACCAGGUCCUCAAUAGGUCAUCUAAAGGUAAUCAAGAACAUAUUAUUUAGGAUAAGAACAGCCCAGGUGCUCUAUUGCAAUAGCUACUUUUUACUUGACAAUGUAUAUUAGGCAUAUCAGGAAUUCUGGAAGAAGAAACAUUAUAGGGGUUGCAGUCACACAUAACCAGCCUUCUAUAAGCUGCUCGGUCUGUGGUUUGUUGUACGCUAACGCCCUCUACAGUUUGGAGUCCUGUAAUGUUCUACAACAGACCCUGCACUGGAAAUCUACCUUAGCUUUACUAAUACUACUUUCACUUGCAUAUUUGUUUGCAUAUCAAAUGUUUCUGAUAAUAAAAUAAGCUUUCAUUCU
This is a messenger RNA of Salmo salar (Atlantic salmon), 1556 nucleotides long. Its product is annotated as leucine-rich repeat-containing protein 18-like. Gene Ontology annotation, molecular function: protein binding. Gene Ontology annotation, cellular component: cytoplasm. The record is from RefSeq and is a predicted model, not a curated record. NCBI's taxonomy places the organism in Eukaryota, Metazoa, Chordata, Actinopteri, Salmoniformes, Salmonidae.